AUGGGCAGAGCGAUGGUGGAUAGACUGGGUCUGGGGUUGCUGCUUCUGGCACUGCUCCUACCCACACAGAUUGAUUGCAACCAAACAUCUGUUGCACCGUUUUCAAGUAACCAGAAUAUCUCUACUGCCCCAAAUCCAACUAAUGCCACCUGCAGAGCAGGCGGCAGGGCCCUGCAGUCAACAGCCGGUCUCCUCGCCGUCUCACUUUCUCUUCUACAUCUCUACUGUUAG
Messenger RNA from Microtus oregoni (creeping vole), 231 nucleotides. RefSeq names its product signal transducer CD24-like. NCBI's taxonomy places the organism in Eukaryota, Metazoa, Chordata, Mammalia, Rodentia, Cricetidae. Gene Ontology annotation, cellular component: external side of plasma membrane. The transcript has a single exon. Bases 1 to 231 code for a protein of 76 amino acids. Gene Ontology annotation, biological process: cell adhesion. The record is from RefSeq and is a predicted model, not a curated record.